UUCAGCAUUUUCCGCCAAUUUUAUCUACGUUUUUGUUGCCAAAGCAUAAUUUGCCUGUUUUUGGUGUUUUAACACUCCUAACGACUUCAAGAAACUUCAAUUCUCCAAGCUCUCUGCAGAGGGACAAACAAAGGGUUUCUGUGACCUAACCGAUCAACUUUCAAACAUGCAGUAAGUGCAUUACAAAGUUAUUUCAUAUGCUUCAUUUGGCUGAGCGAUUGAUACAUAUGUUUUAAAACUGUGUUCACCUCAUUUAUCGAGCCGGAGUACGGAACAUAACAAUAAAUAAACUUUCCUUGAUGGAUUAUAACACAGUUAUGCAUCAGGCAUAGGUCUUACCCAAAACUGACAGACAACUGUAUUAAAAGUUGCUCAAUAUGACAUGUAAUGAGGAAUUCUCCUCAAGGGCUGUCACGGUUGCGUUAUGGUAGCGCGGAGUGUAACGAGUUCGCUCCUUUCAUUAUUUCAUGUUAUUUCAUGUUAUGAGAAGUCCAUAUCGAUCUUAAGUUCUUGUGCGUCUUCAUUUAAAUGCUUUUUGGAAUACUAUUUUCAGUCGAAGAUCAUGGCCAACACAUCGCUUAAGCUUCUCCAACAUAGCCUGCAAACAGGGAUCACUACGUCGGGAAUGGAAUCAAUUUUUUUCAAACGGGACCAUUCCGGUUUUUUCGGGAUCAAGGAUCAAAAUUAUCCGAAAUUUUGGGUCAUGGAUCACAGACAUCACAAACAAUGGAUGAAAAUUGGGAUCAUUUGUAACCUAAAUACCUCGUUAGGGCCCUGAAAGGAGCAUGAGUUUGAAAAAUGAGCAUAAUUUAAGCAUUUAAUGGGCAAAAAAGAGUAUUGUUAGGAGCAUGAAAUGCCAGUUUAACUAGCAUAAUCGAGAAGGGCCUACAGUCAGGUUCUAAUCACGUUCAAAAUUGAUUGCAUCAUCACAGUCGUCUUUUAAGCGAGAAACUGCGAGCGUAUAACCUUGGUACCGGUAUGACUGAUUAUGACUGAUUUAGGUUGAAAUCUACGAGAACAAGAAAUGACGUCACUUCCUUUACAAUUUGGAGAGCACUAUUUCAAGAGUGGCCAGGUAAUUUUAGAGAAAUCUCAACAGAGAAGCAAAAAUGUUAAACUGUUACGAGAGCAACUUCCUCCUUUAGUUGAGACAUUGUUCGUAACGUGUAAACAACGAUCGUGUCUAAAUGUAUUAAGUGUUGGAGGUGGAUCAGGGGAAAUAGAUUUGGAAUUCUUGAAAAUAGUGACGGAAGAGUUAAAGAAAAGUGAGCACGGCCGUCAAAUGAAGAUCUUCAACCGAGCCAUCGAACCCAACGAAUAAUCGUGCGGACUCUACAAAGCAGCCAUUGUAAUCCUGCCACACCCAAAUGCUGCAGAAUUUGAUUUUUGCAAGCAAACAUUUAAAGAGUACCAAGAAGGCCAGAAGGGUUGUGGCGAAUCAAUCAAGUUUGAUUUUGUGCAUUUCAUCCAUAGCAUCUAUCACGUAGAUAUCGAAGACGCUUUAGUUUACUGUUUUGAGGAAGAAUUACACGACCAUGGAAUCCUCGUCUGUAUCCUCUCAGGGCAUGACCUCAUGUAUUCGAUCACUCUAAAACAGAACACUAAGUGGCAUGGAAAACGAAAGGAUAAAGGAAUAUACGACACAGCCGAGAAAAUCACCCGCGCUGCUGACGAUAACGGCUGGAAAUACGAUAUACACACACAAGAAUAUUCCAUCGAUGUCACCGAAGUGUUUGAUGAGAAUUCAACCAACGGAAAUCUGCUUCUUGAUUUCCUGACGCACACAGAAAAUUUUCGCGAGACUGCAGACAAACAGCUUGUAAAAGAAACUCUUGAAUUAAUUGAAGAUCUGACCACUGUUAAUAAUGGCAAACGUCUCGGAAAAAAGAGAGACUCGCUUGUUUUCAUUUAUAAGUAAAACAGCUGUCUUGUUUAUUCUUUUUUGUGUGUUUUCUGACAUUUACUGAUCAAUUCUUAUGAUACAUCAAGAACAAGGACAAUGAUAUUAAUUUGAUUAUUUACAAAAAGUUAUAUUCUACCUAUCUGACCUGUAAAUUUAUAAUAGACCUUGACAAGCUUUUAGAGCGCUUUCUUGGAGACCUCUAUUUUAUAUAUUACAAUUUAUAGUUAUUUAGAGUUCUUAUUCCAGGUAUAAUUUUUGCAGAUCCAUUGGUGCCUUGGAACUUGUGAUAAGUAGCCGAAUGAGUUGCUCAAACUUUGCCUCAGUCUAAGAUUUUUUUAUGGGAAUCGUAGAGUUUCAUGCAGGUUAGCCCCUCACUUUUAGUGUUGCAAAAUUGUGUUUAAGGUGUCAAACCCCAUUGUCAAUAAACCUUUUAAAUAACCUU
This is a messenger RNA of Stylophora pistillata, 2345 nucleotides long. RefSeq names its product histamine N-methyltransferase-like. The record is from RefSeq and is a predicted model, not a curated record. NCBI's taxonomy places the organism in Eukaryota, Metazoa, Cnidaria, Anthozoa, Scleractinia, Pocilloporidae.